This is a messenger RNA of Manduca sexta (tobacco hornworm), 10598 nucleotides long. It is a transcript of the gene SC1, whose product is annotated as sodium channel protein 60E. The transcript is spliced from 30 exons. The record is from RefSeq and is a predicted model, not a curated record. The coding region runs from base 102 to 6665 and encodes 2187 amino acids. Lineage: Eukaryota; Metazoa; Arthropoda; Insecta; Lepidoptera; Sphingidae. Gene Ontology annotation, cellular component: plasma membrane; voltage-gated sodium channel complex. Gene Ontology annotation, molecular function: voltage-gated sodium channel activity. Gene Ontology annotation, biological process: membrane depolarization during action potential; sodium ion transmembrane transport; neuronal action potential.
UAGAAUGGCGUCAUCUGUACGCAAAUAGUGCGUGUGAGUGUUGUGGGGCGAUGGGGAGGGCGCGCGCGUAGCCCCCGGCCGCCGGCCGCGCGCCGCUCGGCAUGGAGGAGGACGAGAGGCGGCUCUCGUUCCCGCCGCCGGCGCCGCUCAACUCGCCCGGCGAAGAGAUCGACGGCUCACGGCUGCUGGGCGAGAUCGUGCGCACGCUAGAGGCGACCAAUCCGGAGGCAGCUGCGCCGCUUGUCGCCUCGCAGUCGCGCGAUGCACUCGACACGGAAUGCGAGAAGCCGCGCCGCGAGGAGCUGCGGAUCCCGCUCGAGGGUGUCACAUUCUCCAGCGAGACGAGCGGCGGAGGACGCGACGAGCCGCGCGCCGCGGUGACGCCGUUCACGCGCGAGUCCGCUCGGCGCGCCGGCACGCGCGGCGCCCAGCUCGUGCGCGAGUUCGGGUUCAUGCCGCGGCGCCGGCUCAGCGUCGAGGACGGCGCGCGUCUCCCGCGCAAGUACGAGCCCUUCCCGCCGAAGCUCUACGGGCGCCCGCUCGAGGAGAUCGACAAUUUCAUUUACGAUGAGACGUUCUGUGUGGUGUCGAAACGAUUCCGCAAGAACUACAUCCAUCGGUUUACAGCGACGCGGUCGUUGUUCUGGUGGUCGCCGUGGUCGCCCGUCCGCCGCGCGUGCGUCUACCUGUCCACCAAUCAGUAUUUCGAUUACUUCGUCAUGGCAACCAUCCUACUCAACUGUGUCUUCCUCGCCAUGUCGGAAACUAUCGAAGAGGCUGAGUACAUAUUUCUCGCGAUCUACACGGCGGAGAUGAUAAUAAAAUGCAUAGCUAAGGGUUUCAUACUGAACAAAUACACCUACUUGCGGAACCCUUGGAACUGGCUUGACUUCGUUGUGAUCACGUCAGGGUACGCCACGAUCGGCAUGGAGGUCGGCAAUCUCGCCGGCCUGAGAACAUUCAGGGUCCUGAGGGCGUUGAAAACUGUUUCUAUUAUGCCUGGUUUGAAAACCAUUAUAAACGCGUUGCUCCAUUCCUUCAAGCAGCUGGCUGAGGUCAUGACCCUAACUAUCUUCUGUCUGAUGGUGUUCGCGUUGUUUGCGCUGCAAGUUUACAUGGGAGAGUUGAGGAAUAAGUGUGUGAAGAACCUGGUUAUACCGACAGGGGAAAAUUUUACGGAUGAAGUUUGGGCGGCAUGGAUAAAAGACUCGUCAAACUGGAUGCUAGAUGAGGAAGAAGUGCCUAUACUCUGUGGUAAUCUCACGGGAGCGAGACACUGUCCGCCGCAGUUCACGUGCCUUUGCGUCGGCCCCAACCCCAAUCACGGGUACACCAACUUCGACAACUUUCUGUGGUCCAUGCUCACCACGUUUCAACUUAUCACGCUGGAUUAUUGGGAGAACGUGUAUAAUAUGGUGCUAUCAUCUUGUGGUCCUAUGUCGGUAUCUUUCUUCACUGUGGUGGUGUUCUUCGGCUCCUUCUACCUGAUCAACCUGAUGCUGGCUGUGGUGGCGCUCAGCUACGAGGAAGAGUCGCAGAUCACGCAGGAGGAAAGAAAAAAAGACCUUAACGAGCACCGUGACGAUUCAACCUUCAGCUUUGACCCCACUUCGCUGGCUGUGCGCACGCUCGCCAAAGACUCUAAGAAGCGGAUCGACGCUCGCAAGGGUCUUCUCUUAGCCUCAUACUCUAGGAAGCGAACCAGGAGACGCAAACGGGGACGCAGUGCUAUUCAUCAUGUUGCGGCCGUGGCUGCUGUUGCGGAACGGUCUCGGUCUCGGUCCCGGUCUCGGUCGGUGACUCCGAGCACGUCGCCGCCGCCGCUGCCCGCGUUGCCGCCGCCCCCGCCCCCGCCGCACACCUUGCACCCCGACAACGCAUUAGGUCGCGGCAUAUUAAGCGCCGCUGGUCGUCAGCUAAGCGACCACAGCAACAACCGCGAGUCCUCCCUUGACGACUCCGGCGUGGUGGACGACCACGACGACGGUGAGCAUACAUCCGACGACCAAGCGCCACAUCCGCAUCCGCGUCGAACUCAUCUCCUGCCUCCACCACCGCCGCAUCCGCCGACGCCGAUGCCAAUGCCUCAAAUACAGCAUAUACAAGAAACACAAACGGAAGAGAAAAAACCAAAGCCGCCUAAAAUAGAAAAGCAAAAGGAGAAGCCGAAAAAAUCAGAGAAGGGCAGCAUACAAGAGAAAUAUCCACUUAACCCAGACUACCUCAAUCAGAUCGUGGUGCUAGGGGCGGACUGGCCAUACAAGCGCGCGCCCGACCUCCCGCAAGCGGAGACGACGAAAAUUAAUGAGCUCAGUUUAUUGGCAGCAACGCACAAAACUCAUAUGGGCAAUUACGAGCAAAAUUGCACUUACUUCACAGAUGAACUCGUGGACAGAAAUUGCGAGUGUUGCGUCACAUGUUGCAUAGACUAUGAGGGCUGGCUUCAAUUCCAGAACUGCUUGUAUGGAAUCGUCAAGGACCCGUUAUUUGAGUUGUUUAUCACGACAUGCAUCGUUUUGAACACUCUCUUCCUCGCCUUAGAACAUCAUGGUAUGAGCGAGAACGUUAGACAAGCUUUAGACAUAGGAAAUAAGGUAUUUACGUCAAUAUUUACCCUUGAGUGUAUAAUGAAAGUAAUGGCGAUGAGCAAAGAUUUCUUUGCCUGUGGAUGGAACAUAUUCGACUUAAUUAUAGUGUCGGCGAGUCUUCUGGACCUCAUAUUCGAGCUGGUUGACGGCCUAUCUGUCUUGAGAGGCCUUCGGUUGUUGCGAGUGUUAAAGCUAGCUCAGUCAUGGACUACAAUGAAAGUGUUGUUGAGUAUUAUUAUAUCGACUAUCGGUGCUCUCGGUAAUUUGACGUUCGUGUUAGUGAUAGUUAUAUAUAUUUUCGCUGUCAUCGGCAUGCAGUUGUUCUCUAAGUCUUACACACCUGAUAAGUUCGACCCAGACCCUGUGCCUAGGUGGAACUUCAACGAUUUCUUCCAUUCGUUCAUGAUGAUAUUCCGGAUCCUGUGCGGUGAGUGGAUCGAGCCGCUAUGGGACUGCAUGCGAGCGGAGCAGGCCAGCGGCGCCGAGAGCUGUUUCUUCAUAUUCCUACCCGCGCUCGUUAUGGGGAAUUUCAUGGUGCUCAACCUCUUCCUUGCCUUGCUGCUCAAUAGCUUUAACAGUGAAGAACUUAAAAAUAAAAAGGAGGAAGUUGGCGAAGACUCAAAAUUAGCUAAAAGCUUCGAUAGAAUACGUUCUAUAGUAAGAAAAAAAGGUUUCCUUAUAUCUAGAAGCAAAGAGACUGAAAAAAAAUCUAAGUUAGAAGAGCUAGUUAAUGAAUUUAUGUUACAACAACGCGCCCUGAAAGAGAAGAAGGCGUCGAUACCCAGCGAGCAGAGAUACUCGUCUUCAAUACAGGAAACCAUACUGUUUCCACAUGACAAUAUUUAUAGCCAUAGUUAUCAGGAAGCGUUAAAUAGACCGAUAUCAGUAGGAUCAGAGUUCGCCUAUCCUCAACUUUAUCAAGCAGGAAAUAAUUUAAAUCAUGGUAGUCAAGAAACGUUGAAAGACGUGAGAGAUUUAGCUGCAGAACAUAAAAUAACUAGUAUAAGAGAAGAUUCUAAAGAAAAUCUUGAAGACACUUCGCCUACAGAACAAGUUGCAGCUCAAAAACUGCUGAACCAAAUGUCUUCGGGGUAUCACACACAGCCUUCAGACUCGCGAGAUGAAACCGAGCAUUAUGAAAUGGCACAGCUCUCGAGUAAAACUACCCCGGAGAAAACUAGAAGGCAAACAAGGGAGCCACCAAAUAUUCUAUGUGGAAGGAAAAACUCCAAGGGUCAAUACAUUGAUGCGAUGGGGAAAUUUCCAGGAUUUGGUAAAAGGAAGGAACCGAAAGUACCUCAAGAUUGUUUUCCUCGUCAAUGCUACGAUAUGAGCUCGUGCUGGGAUUCGUGUAUACGGACAAAAUUGGGCCAACGUUGGAUGCUAAUUCGCACUUUCGUUUUGCGAUAUGUUGACACUCCAGCCUUCGAGUGGUUUGUUUUGGUCCUAAUAUUCGCGUCCAGUAUUACUCUGUGCUUUGAAGACAUCCAUCUAGAGAAGAACAAGCCUCUGAAAAAGAUCCUCUACUGGACCAAUUUGGGGUUCUGCAUGAUCUUCAUAAUAGAGAUGUUUCUCAAGUGGAUAGCAUUGGGAUUCUUCAGAUACUUUACGAGUUUCUGGACGUUGUUAGAUUUUACUAUAGUUUUUGUGUCAGUGUUUAGUUUAUUAAUAGAAGAGAAUGAAAAUUUAAAAGUGUUAAGAUCGUUAAGGACUUUGCGUGCGUUACGACCACUGCGUGCGAUAUCGAGGUGGCAAGGCAUGCGUAUUGUUGUGAACGCUCUGAUGUACGCAAUCCCUAGUAUAUUUAACGUGUUGCUAGUCUGUUUAGUGUUUUGGUUAAUUUUUUCCAUAAUGGGAGUACAAUUUUUCGGUGGAAAGUUUUACAAAUGUGUGGACGGCGAUGGAGAACUGCUACCCUUAGAGAUAGUAAAUGACAAGUGGGAGUGUAACUACAAUAACUUCUCGUGGGUGAAUUCAAAGAUUUCGUUUGACCACGUCGGUAUAGCGUACCUGGCAUUAUUUCAAGUGGCCACAUUCGAAGGUUGGAUGGAAGUGAUGGCCGACGCAGUGGACGCUAGAGGCGUGGACUUGCAACCAGCACGAGAAGCAAACCUCUACGCUUAUAUCUACUUUGUUAUAUUUAUCGUAUGCGGAUCAUUCUUCACAUUAAAUCUAUUCAUAGGAGUAAUCAUAGAUAAUUUUAAUAUGCUCAAGAAAAAAUACGAAGGUGGUGUAUUAGAGAUGUUCCUUACGGAAAGCCAAAAGCAUUAUUACACAGCUAUGAAGAAACUCGGCAGAAAAAAGCCCCAAAAAGUGAUAAAGAGGCCGAGGAAUCAGUUUCUCGCUAUGUUCUACGAUUUGUCGAACUCGCGUCGUUUCGAGAUAGCAAUAUUCGUUUUAAUAUUUUUAAAUAUGCUCACGAUGGGCAUCGAGCAUUAUGAUCAACCGCAUUCAGUUUUCUUUAUUCUAGAAGUUAGUAAUGCGUUCUUUACUACCGUCUUCGGUUUAGAAGCAAUAGUGAAAAUCAUCGGGCUAAGGUACCACUAUUUCACGGUGCCUUGGAACGUUUUUGAUUUUUUGUUGGUACUAGCGUCAAUUUUGGGCAUAGUCAUGGAAGACAUCAUGAUUGACCUGCCCAUAUCACCGACUCUGCUACGAGUGGUUCGAGUGUUUCGUAUAGGGAGAAUUUUAAGACUGAUUAAAGCCGCUAAGGGCAUUAGAAAAUUGCUAUUCGCACUAGUAGUGUCUCUACCAGCUCUGUUCAACAUCGGGGCCUUGCUAGCCCUGAUCACUUUUAUAUACGCCAUCAUCGGCAUGUCCGUAUUUGGCCAUGUCAAAGAACAAGGAGCGCUGGACGACUUAGUCAACUUUCAAACAUUUGGGAGAAGUAUGCAGUUGCUUUUUCGUCUUAUGACGUCAGCUGGCUGGAAUGACGUCCUCGAAUCUCUGAUGAUCCAGCCUCCGGAAUGUGAGCCAGGGGACCAUGGCCAUACCAACGGCAACUGCGGCAGCCCGUUACUAGCCAUCACAUACUUUACUUCCUUCAUCAUCAUCAGUUACAUGAUCGUCAUCAAUAUGUACAUAGCCAUCAUCCUCGAGAACUUCAACCAAGCACAUCAAGAGGAAGAGAUUGGCAUCGUUGAGGAUGAUCUAGAGAUGUUCUAUAUCAGAUGGUCAAAGUACGACCCGCACGCAACACAAUUCAUAAGUUUCGCGCAACUGUCAGAUUUCAUAGCAUCCUUAGAUCCCCCGCUAGGUAUAUCUAAGCCCAACACAGUUGCUCUAGUCAGUUUUAAUCUUCCUAUCGCGAAAGGAAACAAAAUCCACUGUUUAGACAUCCUUCACGCUCUAGUGAAACAUGUAUUAGGACAUGUAGAAGAAACUGAAACAUUCAGACAACUACAAGAACAAAUGGAUAUAAAAUUCAAGAAGCAGUUUCCGACGAGGAAAGAAUUGGAAAUUGUUUCUUCUACUAGAAUAUGGAAAAGGGAGGAUAAAGCUGCGAGGACGGUACAGCGUGCUUGGAGGGAGUACGUCAAACGGAAAAAUCGCAGCCCCUCAAACGAAGAAGAGAGCACUAAAUGGUCACCAGGAGGCGGAUGGGGUGGGCGCCUCAGCGCCUUAUUGCAUGUUCGCAGGGGAUCGCACGCGUCCAGUAGGAAAUCAUCUCGGGCCUCUGACGCCUCAGACCUCAGCGACUUGGGAGGAGCAUGGCUCAACCUGCCACUGCUUUUAUUGCCAGGUGCUGCUCCUGGUGAACAGAUGGCGACUGGGUCAGAGUCCGCGCCACCGAGACGGAGGUCCGCGUACGGUUUGCCCAUAUUUCUUCGCCAUCAGGACGCAAUGGACGAGGAUGUAGGGCCGAAACGAGCAGGUUCCCUUCGUCUGACGUCACGGCGAAAUUCGGCCCGACGGCCCACCCCGCCGGCACGCGCCCGCACUCCUUCCCCACACGCUAACAGCGAGGUAAGCAUACUAGUGACUGAAGCGUCACCGGACGCGGCGCCGCCCCCUCCCGCGCCGCCGACAGUCGUCAGGGUCCUGGUGCACAGGGAGAGCGACGAGCAACCCAGCUGAUCCACGACUGACGAGCUCGUCGAGGCUCAGUCCAACGAACUUUAAAUGACUAUCAAACGCUUACCGCACGGCUGUUAUCGUCCUUGUGUGCGUGCAACACGAUAUUGGCGUUCGGUGGCGCCAAUUGAAUUGUGAUUUUAAUUAAGCCACCAUUGUUUAAAUCGAGAUGAACUGUCACAAUCGUGUAUAUACAAUUAUUAGUUUAGUGAGCGACGGAGAAAAUCCUAGUGAAAAAGGAAACCCGUGCCUAUUUAUCUCGAUUCGUAUGUUAGUUAAUAAUCUUCAGAUACAAUAACCGGGAACUUCCAAUGUUGUUGCAAUAAGAUUUUUAUCAAAUUUCGUCGAUUCAGAUAAGCUUAAUAUGAAAAAAAUGUAAGAAAAUUAAACACGCUGUUAGUUCUUGCAAGAAAUUUUGUAGCGUUACACUUUAUUAGAUAAUGCUGAUGUCGAUUCUUAGAUCAUAGAAAGGUAAACUUUACAAUAAGAGGCUCAAUUAAAAUAAAUUUCUUAAUAUUAUAAUCAUUACACAUUCUUUGAAAAAUCGAUUCACUGAAAUCGAUGUUUAUAGUUAUCGAUAUCAGAAUAAAUCGUUUAUCUUUCUAUGAUUCGGAACUGAAAGAUUGCCAUUUCAAUUCGUUUGUAUAAGUAGUUCCGCUAUUUAAGACCAGUCUCCAAAAAAUGGUUGUAAAUGAAGUUGUUAUUGUAAAUAGUACGCAUAAUAAACGACUGAUAGUGUUGCACCAUGUCGAACUUGUUUAAUUAACAAAAAAUGUAAGCGAAAUAUUAGAGAGAGUGUAAUAGGGAACGGCGAGAAUUCAUUGAGUAACAUAUAAUUUAUAAUAAUUAUUGAGAAUGUGCCGAGUAAAAUCCCUAGACAAAUACUUAAGGUUCUUAAGAUAUUGCGUUUUUUUUAAGAUUUAUAUUUUUUCAAAUACUGAAGUACUGGUUAUUCAUUAAAAAUAUAUUUGCUUUGGUAUAGUUUUGUUGCUCGAUAAGUGAAUAUAAUUACAGUCAAAAAGCACACAUAUAUUCGUCCCCAAUUCGCCUAUAGAUAUAUAGAACGUCAUAAUAUUUUUAAAUUAGUAAUUUAAUAUUUGUUGAAAAAGAAAAACUGAAUAUUAGUUAAUUUAUUUUAACUCUAACUCCAAUUAAAUGUUUUGCUUUUUAAAAAGGAUCACUCGGCACGUGAGUCUAAUUUUCAAAAUCUAGAAAUUACCUUAUUAAAAAUAGCAGGACACAUUUUGUAACAUACGAUAGAUUAAAUACAACAUGUUGUUAAACUUAUGAAUAUGACAAAUUACGUAUAAAUUGUUUGAACUUAUUCUAAAUGAAAUAGAGUCACGAAAUUGCUCCAAAUAGUAUACAAUAAGAGGACAUAUGUAAUUUUCUUCUAUAUAAAAUUAAGAAAUUAAUGCAAAUUUAUAUGCAUACAAUAAACGGUAGACAUUUAAGAUAUAUAUUUAUAAUGAACCACUGUUAACGAAAGAGUCAAUUUAGAAGAAAAACCUUUUUGAAAUCAUUAAAGGUAGUGUCUAGAUUUUUUUAAACAUAGUGCCUCCCAAGUUAACUAAGGAUUACGUCUGAGUAAAACACGGUAUUUUUAAUCGCAUAAAUUAUAAAAAAAUCACGUUAUCAGUUUAAUAGAAAAUUAGUAGUCGUAUAUUUUACUGCUGUGGCUUCUUGCAAAAAAACAUACACUUAAUUCUUUACAGUACACGAGCCUUGAAGCUAUUUCAAAGCAUACAUUUGGGUGAGGUUUACGGCAAACUACACAAAUAUUCUACAAAAUCAUUAGAGUUUAAUUUACGACACUUUCAUUAACUUUAAUAAUCAACGUACAAACACAUUUCUAGAACAAUUUUGUAACGUUUAGAUUGUAUUAAUUAAAUUUGUUAUGCUUGACGCUUGCUGAUUUUUUCGGCAUUUCAAUUUCUUACGAAUUGGAAAUCUCAAUAGCUUAAAUGAAAUGUAGAGAAUUAUAUGAAAAUAGAAAAAAAAUAUGCGCAUAAAUUCGCUAUGUUGAUUCGCACAAAUGUCAGUAGUACCAUAGAUAAGUUGUAAAAAUGAUACAAAAUAACUACUGUUAAUUAUAAAUUCAGUUACAAAAGACAAUAUUUUACCAACUAUAGAUGUGUAUAAUUUUCAUGCUACGGCUUAUUGGCCUUUAGCUGACAUCAAAGCGAAUUUUGCUGUUAAUGUUUUUUGUAUCCCUUUAUAUAAGUUCAUUUACGCUAGUGCCAUAUUUUCGAUUUAGCCCGUCCAUGAUUAUUUUUAUAUCCUUAGCUGCCGCGGGUAGCUGGUAACGCAGGCGUAGACGCACUAAGUGCUUGUUAUUCACCGAAGACGAGCGGAGUUGAAGCGAAGACUCUAAGCACAUUUGCAUACGAUUGGUAUUCUUUUAUCAAAAAAAAACAUAAGGCCCUGCGUCCAUUAGCGGGACGAUUUGGCAGGGGAUUAAAAAAAAACAACCAUAAUGCUCUGCGUCCAUUAGCGAGACAACUCAGCAAGGAUUUAUGUCACGAAUAGUUAUAUUGGUUAAAACUAGGUUAAAAAUUGGAGAACAUUACAUUUAAACUUUCGUUGUAACUACAAAAUAAAUAAGUAUGCUUGAGGAUACCGAUAAAAUUCAUAAUUACCACGACAAAGGAUUCCUUACUAUACCGACCCAGUAGACGACGCCGGGUCUACAUUACUAAACUGGUCCUUUACGAGUACUUAAUGCAUAACCGCCGCCACUCCGUACGUCAUCGUGGAACCUAAAUUGUUUUUUACUCGUAUGUCUAGACAAUUCGUUUUAAUUCAUAAAAUAGCGUUGCAUAGCUUUUUAAGAAUUUUAAAAUUCAUUAGAAAUAUACCUCAACCUUUAAAUUUCUAAUCCAAUAACAUCUCAAUUUAGCAAGGACCAAGAACGUCUAUUACUUUAAAAUUUUAUCUCGAUUUACUAAUGAAUCUUGACCAAGACCCUUUUGAAUUUCUUUGUACGUAGUUUUUCGAGGGCUAUAUUGAAUUCUAGUGUUAGACGCCGACACAUUGUGCCACUUCGCUUUAUAAAAACAAAAAUUUACACGACUUGCUUACGACUAUGUCCUUUCUUACUUCAAUACCUAACAAUCCACACUAACGUUUUGAAUUUUAAAAUGGGAAAGCGUAAAGUUCUAAUAAAUUAGAUAUUUUAGAGUUCAUUACUAUGUAAAUAGGAGGGGGAAAAGGGAACGCAAUAAUUUUUCAUAAUUCUCUAGCGUUAUAUAUUCAAGAGGUCGUAAGAGUUAAUUUUUAUUUAAUGUACUAUGUACAUGUAAAACUAUUGUAGUUAGUGAAAUUGCAAUAUUACUGGUAAGGACAAACAUCAUCCACGUACGCAGCCUACGCCACUUAUUAAAGAAAUCCGGUAACUUCAUUACAUGAAAACCUAAGGCAAAAAUAUAGUCAGAGGGCCUUAUUCCGUCUACGGGGGCUAGUCCGUCUUUUUACAAUUAACGGCGUUCUAUUUGAAGAUCAGCUUUGAUAGCCGUUUAGGUAAAUAGGGGAUUAUUUAACUAUUUUACCUGUAUGGUUAUAAAGCUAUCCUUCGAUUAAAACACCCGUAAUUGCAAAAAGACGGACUAGCCCUCAUAGACGGAAUAGGGCAAACCUAACCAAUCUACUUAUAGUAUGACUUGAGAUUCUGUUGCAUAUGAUAAGUAUAUUCCUUACUUAUAAGUUUUGAUGUAAUUAAAGGAUGUAAAUGUUGUUGCAUACGUUGCGUACGUGGUACAAAUAUGUCCUCACCUUAAGCAUGUGUUGAAAACUGUUCGAUUUAUGUAAUAUAUGUUCGGAUUUGUAUAAUAUGUAAAUAAACAUUUUAAGUGAGACCUGCGAAAUAUGAUUUCCUUCCGAGGUACAAAAUAUAAACUAACCAUGUUGACAACUAUGAUUAAACGAAAAUAUAGAAAA